Molecule: messenger RNA, 2004 nt
Organism: Colletotrichum gloeosporioides
Lineage: Eukaryota; Fungi; Ascomycota; Sordariomycetes; Glomerellales; Glomerellaceae
Product: Drug resistance protein
Exons: 5
Coding region: 1-2004 (667 amino acids)
Biological process (GO): transmembrane transport
Cellular component (GO): membrane
Molecular function (GO): transmembrane transporter activity
Source: RefSeq, a predicted model, not a curated record
AUGGCAACCUCGCCCACAUCAUCAGAUUUCAUCCAGACCCCGACAACAGUAUGGGAGACACGAAGCGCUAUCGAAGCAAUGCAAAGGUUAGCCGAUGUUAUGAUAGCUGUAACAGAGUCCUUCAGACAGCAGUUCCGAGGCGAACAACACCCCAGCAAUAACGUCACCCGCCACGAAGAGGCUGGAGAUCCGGAUUUGCGAGCAUCGGUUCCAGACAUUGUCUUCCCUGCCGAGCACGGCUCCCUCAUCAUGUACUCGCCCACGCGACGGACCAACAUCACCAACAUCACCAACAUCACCAACAUCACCAACAUCACCAACAUCACCAACAUCACCAACAUCACCAGGAUUACCAGGAUCACCUACUUCGCAAAGGACAUCACGGCGCAUGGUUUGGGAUUGUACAGGGGGCUAGCUCCCGAGGCCUUGGCACACCCAUCAGAAUACCCUGAUCUGUUCGAAGCAGCACGGAAGAUUGUCAUUACUCAACGCAGCAGGCACGCGAUCGACAUGACGCCUGCAGCCAACCGCCAGAACGAUCGCCUCUUGACCGUAAUGCAGACAAACGCUGUGGAAGAUGACCUUCCAUGGGCAAGUAGAGGCUAUUUGUACCAAGAACAAAACCUGUUGGAGAAGCGACCCGUGUCUGCCCUGGGUUUUGCCCAGGAGUUUUCGCUACUAGGUGUCACUGGCCUUCAUCAGAUUCUCAUGUUCGCUGGCCUCUCCCAGGGCAUCGCUCCUGCUCUUGAAAUCGCUAACUCACUUACGAACUUGUCGGAGGGCCAGCAUUCCUGGUUUACUGCAGGCUUCGUCCUUGCCCUGGGCGUAUUCGCCAUGCCUUCGGUCCGACCAGGAAAAGUCUUUGGUCACAAGCGAAUUCUUAUAUGUGGAUGCUUAUGGUACGCCUUCUGGAGCCUUCUCGCCGGAUUCUCUCAGACUGUACACAAUGGCGGUUAUAAUAGUGCCGCGUUUUUCUGCGUCUGCCGUGCUAUGCAGGGUAUCGGUCCAGCGCAGAGCGUUCCAAACGGUUUUUCUAUCCUGGAGGCUUCUUUCCCGCCUGGCCAAAGGAAGGACACAGCACUCUCGCUCUACAUUUCCGGCGCGCCCCUCGGCUUCGUUAUCGGAUCUGUCUUCUGUUUUCGCCGUCAACUUCGCUUGGGAAUGGUGGAUUUUUGUGCUCGCGGCCGUCUGCUUUUCAGCUGCGGGGCUCAGCGUUCUCAUUCUUCCACAACAAGAUCCUCGCAAAAGGUGUUGUCGGUCGGUUGGCCCACACCCUACAUUUACUUUCUUCUCAUCAUCGGGAUUUUAUUCCUUGCGGCUUUCAUGUACAAUGAGACUGUCGUCGCGAGCCCUCUCGUGCCUCUGCGGGUGAUGGAUUCGUCGACAAAUCUUGUGCUGGCCUGUGUCGCAGCCGGCUGGGGCUGCUUCAUUGUUUGGGCAUGUUAUCUUUUCCAGAUCAUGGAAGCAGUACGAGAUUGGGACUGCCUUGUGGCAAGCGCUGCAGUUGUACCGAUGGCGGUGGAGAGUUUGACCGUGACUUUUCUUCUGGCGCGUAGAGGUGUACUGGGCCUUGUGUCCUUAAUCGGGUUCCUGUCGGCGUCUGUACUCGUGGCAACGGCACCCGUGAAUCAGACGUACUGGGCAAACGUAUUCGUGAGCACACUGCUUCUUCCACUUGGGAUCGUCAUGGCGGGUCCUCUCGCAAUGAUACUGCUGAGCAAUAGUCUCCCGGAGGACUAUCGGGGGAUUGUAGGGGGCCUAGUGUUAUCUGUACUUGCUUACAGUAUGUCUAUUGCUUUGGGAAUGGCAAGAACGGUCGAAACCCAAGUCAACGAGAUCAGGUUAGAUGUAUUGUCUGGAUACCGCGGGGCACAGUACUAUGGUAUUGGCCUCGGGGCCCUUGGGACGCUACUCGCGUCUGCUUUGUUAUUCCAAUACUCGUCAAGUAGAAGCAUUUGGUCUGCCGCGGGUACAGGAUUCGGGGGUUCGGAUGUUCCAAAAUAG